AUGGACAGUGACAAUGGCACCAACUUCGAAGGCGCUGCGAAAGUCCUCCACCAACUCUACCAGCAAGAAUCACCAGAGAAUCAACAACUCCAAGCUGCUCUUGCCACAAAUGGAAUUCGCUGGGGCUUCAGUCCACCACGAGCACUUCAUUUUGGUGGCAAAUGGGAAGCAGCUGUGAAAUCGAAGAAACGUCACCUGAGAACAACACUGGGAGCAACGACACUCACCUAUGAAGAGCUCAACACCAUGUUGAUCCAGAUCGAAGCCUGCCUAAACUCCAGGCCGAUGUCAUCAAUGUCUGAUGGUCCAGACGAUCUCCAAGCGUUCACCCCAGAACACUUCCUGAUAGGUGAGCCACUUCAACUCAUCCCAGAGCCAUCGUACCUGGACGACAAUCCAUCCAGGAUGCACAGAUGGAACUUGAUCACCAAGAAAAUCCAACAAUUCAGGUCAAGAUGGUCCAAGGUAUGUCUCCAACGCCACCUCGCCACCUACAAGUGGAAUCACCGCCAAGAAAACCUCAAGGUCGGAGACAUGGUGCUAGUGGUGGAUGAAGACUUCCCACCAGCAAGGUGGCCACUAGCACGAAUCACAGUCAAGUCAGCCUACUCAGAGGUAGCCAGGUACGCUGACGGCACUCCUAAUCCAGAGGAGUACGAAACACGAGUCAGCACCUGGAAUCGACCCAUUACGAAGCUCUCCUACCAACAGAUCCACCAGGAGAAAAUCAACAGGAAAAUCAAGGGGACCCCCCGGAAGGGCAGGAAUGAGAGAUGA
Molecule: messenger RNA, 777 nt
Organism: Fopius arisanus
Lineage: Eukaryota; Metazoa; Arthropoda; Insecta; Hymenoptera; Braconidae
Exons: 1
Coding region: 1-777 (258 amino acids)
Biological process (GO): DNA integration
Molecular function (GO): nucleic acid binding
Source: RefSeq, a predicted model, not a curated record